UACGCUGUCGACAGGCACGGUCGAAAGAUAAUUUUCUGCUAGGUGCUGGAAGUUCGCCGGAAUCGCGGCCCAUCAUCAAGAUCCCAGUGUCGGGUGACAAAAGAACCGAGCGAUGCGAGGCAGAUGGCCACGCACAUGGCAACGCUUUCAAUGGUGGCGUUCUUUGCCGGAUAGUUGGUGAGAUUCGCAUUUACCGCAUCUAGUGUGCACUGCAAGCUGGCUGUUGCUGGCAUGGCAUAGGUAUGCGGCCGGUGCCGUCCUAAGCUAUGCUCGCGUGCUGAUGUGCAUUAAGAAAGGCCAUGGCACCCGUGUCGGAAUGUUGGAAACCCGCGGACUGGAAAACAAAUGUCCAAGUCAUCGACAUUCGUCGGCAACGAAUUCCACGAUUUCAGCAAACUCCCCAGCACCUACCAGAAAAUGAUCUUUCGAGCCUGCAUCUUUCAGACGAUACAGUUGUGCGAGGAUCUGGCCGACGUCGGCAUCACCGCCGCAAAUAUCUGCUUCUGGCAGACGAUUGCUAGAGACGCCACAAACAGGAAUAUCCCCAUCGAAAUUCUCGAUACGAAAAAGGUCGAUAUCACUCGCAUUGACUGGGUGAUCCCAUCCAAAACUCCUUCCAAACUCUUCGACGAGGUCAGGAAAGAACUUCGCAUUCAACGCAAGACGCUCGGGCGGCAAGGAACAAGUCUGGAACGCGCGAGUCUCUCAUUCCUUGUGCACAAGGGUUUACCAUCCGCCAUCCGCCAAACGAUUUUGAGGCAGCUUCGAAGGGAAGAGAAAGCGGCCGCCGAGCUGACGAAAGAACAAGCGGCCGAAGCUGAGCUACAGGGGACACUGGCCCGUCGUUGCCCGUGCGCCGCCGUUGCCAAAGAACUACUUCCGUCGCUGCUGUUGGCGGGUGGAGAAGAAGGUGAAGAGAAAGAGGCUGGGGCCGAGGGUGAGGCCGAGGGUAAGGUUGAAGAGGGCGAAGAAGAGCAGGAGGAGGAGCACAUAGAUGAGGGCGACCAGCAAGGCGGAUCUUCACCGGCUGGGGCAGGAAAGAGGCGAGCGGGAGGAUCGGAGCAGGAGGAAAGCGGCGCGAGGAAGAGGCGUGCUUGAAAGUGUGUAAUAUCUGGUUCCACUGCGUAGCGGUUUGGAGUGGGUGUUUUUCGUUGAAAAUGGGAGAUGCGGUCUCAAGGCUUGAUGUGGGAGCGUAUGAGAGAGCUUAUGAGAGAAGGAGAC
Molecule: messenger RNA, 1221 nt
Organism: Fimicolochytrium jonesii
Lineage: Eukaryota; Fungi; Chytridiomycota; Chytridiomycetes; Spizellomycetales; Powellomycetaceae
Exons: 1
Coding region: 346-1098 (250 amino acids)
Source: RefSeq, a predicted model, not a curated record